Molecule: messenger RNA, 2990 nt
Organism: Chlamydomonas reinhardtii
Lineage: Eukaryota; Viridiplantae; Chlorophyta; Chlorophyceae; Chlamydomonadales; Chlamydomonadaceae
Exons: 2
Coding region: 590-1531 (313 amino acids)
Source: RefSeq, a predicted model, not a curated record
GAUAUCUUACGCAUCCGCCAAAGCCCGCAGCUUCCGCGAGGCUGUCCAAGGACAACUUGCAGUAAGGGCGGUCACGAACGAGCCUCCGCUGGCAAAUUCGCGCUUCACAUGUUUACUUGCAGACAGAUGGUCGAUUCGGCGGUUCCGAGCUUGCGCGAGCACCGCAGCGAAGCAAAGCGGAGCGAAACAUGUGUUGUCUCCAAUUGUCACCGUCGGCUACCGAUCUGGACCCCUCAUAAACUUGAUAUCUGUUGGCAUCUGUCGCAAGUCGUCGGCAGCUGCGCGAAGUGUCUUUGGCUGCGACGCGGGCUUCCCUCGCCGCGAGCCCGCACAGUCGCACCAAGCUCAUGCACAACAACAUCCGGCCCAUGCUUGUAGUGAAGACGCAACCAAGCGUGGCUGGGCAAGGUAGUGCGGUGCACCGAUGGCGCGCCGUACCUCGCAAUUCGGGCAAUAAAGCCCCGAAUUCGGGCCUGCGUCUGCCUGUUUCCCUCAAUACACAUUGCCAGCAAGGAAGACAUAGCUAGCCGUUCAUUGCGGACUUGUUCAACUUAUUACCUGCUCACUUUAACGUGAAAGCCAAACAAGAAUGAUUCACGCGACUGUGCCUCCGCACCGCUUCGUCAACGCCACUGAUGGCUCGGGCUUUCGCUCUUCGAGGCGCCCUCACAAGAUGUGGCUAGCCUGGCUGGCUAGGGCUGCGCGCGGAGUCAAGGGCGUGUGGAAGCAUUUCGCUCGGCACUGCUCGCUCGCGAGCACUGGCAUUGCGACCCCGUCGGACUGCGCUGCGUCGCCGGCAACACUGUCGCGGAGCACUUCCGACAACAGUCUCCGCUCGGCCAACAGCUUUGACCGCGUCCGCGAGGUCAAAGUCGCCUUCGAGCCUGCGGUUGUGUGCGUCAGCAGCGACCCCAACAGCUGCUCCUCCAAAUCCGCACUCGCGCCUACGCCGGCGCCUAAGCAGCAGGAGCCCGCCAAGCCCGCGCGCAUCCUGCUCCCAGUCGCGUCCAUUGCCGCCGCGCUGCACGCUGCUGCGCCGGUGGCUAGCGGCUGUGACGCUGCUGGCGGCGACGUGAUCCCGGCAGAGGCCUGCGUGGCUUACUCGGUGCUGUCUUCACCCCGGCCAAUGGCCCUCGGCGGCAACAUGCUGAGCGGUCCGCGCCAGCUGCAGGCGUCCUUCCUGAAGCUGCAGCAGGCGGCCAGCGACGCCGCCACCUCCGCGGCUGCCAACAUCAGCAUUGCCGCCGCCGCCGCUGCGGCAGCGCCGUCGUCGGUGCAGCAGCAGCAGCAGGUGCCCACCCCGGUCAUGUCGGCUGAGGAGAACGCUGCGGCGCAGGCGGCUCAGGCGCGCCAGUUUGCGGAGUGGCGCCGGGCCGACAUGGAGCAGACGGCGGCGCAGGACGCCGCACGCACCGUCUUCCCGACGCUGCACACUGUGUUAAGCUACCAGUGGUCCAAGGUGCCUUCCGUCUACACGGAGGUGUCGGUGGCACCGGGCUUUGUGAUUCAGCCCAAGGCGGCAAGCGCCUAACAAUGCGCCGCUAUGCAGCUGCCGGGCAGGACGGAUCAGCGGUCCAUGCGCGCGGCGGCUGGCAGCAGCUUGACCGGCGGGCGCGCGGCCUUGUGCGUGCCUGACGAGCGCGCACUGACCGCAAACGACUACGGACUAUGCAGUAAGGGCCGCAACAAGCAGCGGCAAGAUGAGUGGCGUACCGUAUGGUACGCAGGUUUAAGCAAAGGCACUAAUCGUGCCUGAACGCAGCAAGAUAUGAGGCCGCACGGCUAAAUAGCCAAGCCUAGAGAUGAGAUGACUGCCAUCCCAUUGGAUGGAUGGUCCGGAACGAAAACCAGCCGUACGUAACAGUACCGCAACUGUGUUAGUUUCUCAUUCGAAAUGAUGAGUGAGCUUGCAAGCUCACAGCAUCGAUUUACCGGAGCUUUCGCAGGGCGCUUGACACUACUGGGUGCGAUACUGCACCAGUGCACCUAGUGCACUAAUAAGCCAUCCCCGCGGCGUUGAUUCACGCCGCACACAUACAUGAAUACGGUGCAACGGUUGUCUGCAACACACACUGGCGCACAGCCGGUAACUCGUAUGCAAUACAUCACUUCUCAUGCGACUUUGACAAGUAGCUGCUGUACACGUGUUAGGAUGCUAGGACUUGGUUACGGUGCCUACCUCGCUGUAUGGAUGGCCGUGUGCCAACUGCUAACUGGUGAAACGAUUACUACGCGCCGCAAAUGCGUGCUGCCGGAUGUCGAAGUGGGGCGUGCCUCCCAGCCCCCUAGAGUGAAGUAUGAGUGAUUCGCAGCUCGGACCCAAGCAGGACUUUUGUACUUAGAGAUAAGUGGCCGGAUGGAGUGUUUGAAACGCGUACGUAGAUGCGGACACGUAGCGUGGACUGCUAUAUGGAUUGAUGGGUUCAGCAAGCAAUAGAUUGAUUUGGGCACCGUGGAAGGCGCGGGCCUAUAAGAGAUUAGCGGCCGGAUGGAGUGUUUGAACGCGUACGUAGAUGCGGACACGUAGCGUGGACUGCUGUAUGGAUUGAUUGGUUUAGCAAGCAACAUAUUGGUUUGAGCACCGUGGAAGGCGCGGGCCUACAAGAGAUUAGUGGGCGGACGGAGUGUUUGGACGCGUACGCAGAUGCGGACACGUAGCGUGGACUGCUGUAUGGAUUGAUUGGUUUAGCAAGCUAUAGAUUGAUUUGAGCACCGUGGAAGGCGUGGGCCUAUGGAGGGCCGUAAAGUAGCGCACCGCUGGCGUGCUGGCCAGCAGAUUGGCGGCUUCAGCCGGGGCGGGGCUUAGGGCCUCUCGUGGAAUUAGGUUAGUCCUUGUUCGCAAAUGGUUCCGUACAAGUUCCACACAAGAAGCUCUUGGUGGCGGCGGCGGUUCCAAAGGUGAGGGCCGGUGCAUUUGUGGCCCCGGAAAGCAUCUGACGUAGAUGGAUAGUGUUUCCCCAAAGAGUCGUUCGCUGUAAGCCUCCGCCCUC